Cyanidioschyzon merolae strain 10D is the source of this 903-nucleotide messenger RNA. RefSeq names its product similar to cleavage stimulation factor subunit 2. Gene Ontology annotation, cellular component: mRNA cleavage and polyadenylation specificity factor complex. The transcript has a single exon. NCBI's taxonomy places the organism in Eukaryota, Rhodophyta, Bangiophyceae, Cyanidiales, Cyanidiaceae. Gene Ontology annotation, molecular function: mRNA binding. The record is from RefSeq and is a predicted model, not a curated record. Gene Ontology annotation, biological process: mRNA 3'-end processing. The coding region runs from base 1 to 903 and encodes 300 amino acids.
AUGAGUCGCGGUUCCUGCACUGUGUUUAUCGGAAACAUACCCUAUGGAGUCACGGAGGAUAUGCUGCUAGAACGCUUGCAGCAAGUAGGUCCGGUGGUGAGUCUACGCAUCCUUUACGACAAAGAGACCGGCAAACCGAAGGGCUACGGUUUCUGUGAGUACCGCGACCCUGAGACAGCUGAGAGUGCUGUACGGAACCUCAAUGAGCGCAUAGAGUUCGGAGGACGAAUGCUGCGGAUCGCCCCGAGUUCGCAGACUCGGAAUCAGGCAAGUGCUGGCGGGUCCACUGCACCGGGGGCAGGAGCAGCGCCCGAGGGCGGACGAUCGGGCCCUGGGCUGGGUCCUGGAGCUUCAGCAGCAUCCUGGGGCGCUUACGACGCUCUUGCGGACGCUACCGCACCGUCACAGCCGACUGGACCGACAGUGACGGCUGCACAGGUAGUUCAACCGUUUUUGCUCCCAAGCGGACAGCCAUCUCUGCAGGGUCUCAGUCUCCAGCAGAUCUUCGAUGUGCUCGCUGAACUGAAGACGAUCGCCCAGCAGAAUCCCAAUGAAGUACGCGCGAUGUUGGCUGCGCAUCCACCGAUAGCGCAUGCGAUUCUCCAAGCCCAGGUUUUACUGGGCCUGCUCAGCGCUCAACAGGCACAGCAAUAUCUGCAGAGUAUGACGGCAUCGGUGACUACGAAUGCGAGCCUGGCGGCGAUGCAGAGGGUGCAGUCUGGUGCUGCAGCCGGCGCUGCUGCACCGCUGCCUGGAGGCAUCGUUCCGGGUCAAGGCGCUGCGACUGAAGAGGCUCUGAUUCAACAGUUAAUGUCGCUGACCCCAGCGCAGAUUCAAGCGCUGCCUCCGGAUCAACGGCAACAGGUGCUUGCGUUCCGGAUGCAAAUGGCUGCCCGGCGCUAG